AAAAUAAUGCACACCUUCUAACCAAUCAGAUUCAAGGAUUCAACUGCACUGUGGUAUGAGAACAUAUAAUAAAUACAAAAUGUGGGCCUAAUAUGUUAUUCCUUCAUUUGGUAUAAAUGGUAUGGUAAUUAUUCGAAUGUAGUGUAUCACGCCCAGGAAAUGUAAAGAAGAGUGAAACGUGUGACAACAUACCCCGCUCUCCCCUGCUUCUGCUUCUUCUUCUUCUUCUUCUUCUUCUUCUUCUUCUUCUUCUUCUACUUCUUCUACUUCUUCUUAUUAUUAUCAUCUCAUAGCUGAUUGGUUUGUCACUUCAACCGCUUUAUUUACUAAAGUAAUUUUCUCCAUAAUAACUUUAUGAAACGACUCCCGUUGGGGAAAACAAAUAAAUAAAUAAUAGAGUGGAGUGCGUUUAUGUCUUAUUAUAUUAUUUUAUUACCGAAAAGCACGAGUGCGCGCGCGUGUGUGGGUGUGCGCGUGUGUGGGUGUGUGUGCGUGUGUGCGCGCGCGUGUGUGGGUGUGUGUGUGCGCGCGUGGGUGUGUGUGUGUGUGAGUGUGUGUGUGUGUGCGUGUUUGCACACGCGUGUGUGUGUGUGCGUGUGUGUGUGUGUGUGCGUGUGUGGGUGUGUGUGAGUGUUUGUGUGUGUGUGUGCGCGCGCGCGCGCGCGUGUGUGUGUAGCCCGAGCGAGGUGUUCAGAGUCAUUCAGUCACUUUAGUGGUUUGGUGUCAGCACUUUCCUCCUGAACAUGCUGCAUUCAGGGCUCAUGGCAUGGAGCUUAGAGAAGACUGUGUGUGAAGCUGAGACGCGCAGAAGGUGUGUGUGAAGCUGAGACGCGCAGAAGGUGUGUGUGAAGCUGAGGUUUGAGUGGAACUCUGUGCACACAGCCAUCAUGAGCUCGGUCAGUCACCGCGCCGGAUAUUCCUUCUGCUCGGAUAUUCUUCUUCCAGCGGUGCCGUGUCUCCUCGUGUUCAUGACCACAAUCAGAGCAGGGCUUGGUAGCACAUGGUUAACAUCUGAGAUCUGCCCACUUGGCCACUUCCCGUGUGGAAAUAUGAGUGUGUGUCUGCCCCAGGUGCUGCACUGUAACGGCCAAGAAAACUGUCCUAACGGAGCCGACGAGGAGCACUGUGGAGAUAACAGUGGCUGGGCCAAUUUUUUCGACAGGACAAUUCAAAUAUCUGUCCCACGUGUUCGGUCCACAGACUGCUUUCUGCAGCAGUACCCAGAUCGCUGUCAGUGCAUUGAGCUGGAGCUCCAGUGUGUGCGCAUCGGUUUGAAUUCCGUGCCGCAUGUGUCAGCCAAUGUGACAUCCCUGUCUCUGAAGAGCAAUGAGAUUCAUGUGUUACCAGAACAUGCUUUUAGUAGAUACACAGAACUUCGAAGACUAUUUCUUCAGGAUAACUGCAUAAGCUAUGUAUCUGAUCGGGCUUUUAAUGGAUUAUUCAAAUUGCAGAAACUGUCUUUGAGCCAAAACUGCAUCACUUUAUUAAAACAUGGAGUCUUUGCAGAUCUCCACCAACUCAAAUGGCUAAUUCUGGAUGACAAUCCUGUGAAAACCAUCACUGUGAACACAUUCACUGGUCUGAGGUCUCUCUUCUUCCUGUCGAUGGUGAACACCUCGCUCGAAAGGCUUCCUUCAUCCAGGCUCUGCAAACACAUGCCCUUUCUCAAUUGGCUGGACUUUGAAGGGAAUUGCAUUCAGAGGCUGAACUCCUCCACCUUGCUGUUCUGUGAUGACCUCACUGUGCUAUCACUGCGAGCGAAUCACAUCAAGAGGCUUCCGGAAAACACUUUUCAAUCGCUACGUGUGUUGGGAGAGCUGGACCUUUCCAGAAACCAAAUUAAAGAGCUGCCAUUGAACGUCUUCAAGGGUCUGCAGUCUUUACAGAUAUUGAAUAUUUCCAAAAACCCACUGAGCCUCAUCCACCUGAACCAGUUUGAUCAUCUCACGCAACUCCAGUCUCUGAGCCUGGAAGGAGUGGAGAUCCCAGACAUCCAGACCCGCAUGUUCCAGUCAAUGAAGAACCUCUCCUACAUAUACUUUAAGAAAUUCCAGUACUGCUCCUACGCUCCGCAUGUCCGGAAAUGCAAGCCCAACUCAGACGGCCUGUCGUCUUUUGAAGACCUGCUGGCGAGUGUAAUCCUUCGUGUCUCCGUCUGGGUCAUGGCCUUCGUCACCUGCUUUGGGAACCUCUUCGUCAUUGGCAUGCGCACGCUCAUCCGGGCAGAGAACAACCUGCAUGCCAUCUGCAUCAAGGUUUUGUGUUGUGCAGACUGCCUGAUGGGCAUUUACCUUUUCUUUGUGGGCAUCUUUGAUGUAAAGUUCCGUGGAGAGUACAACAAGAACGCCCAUGUGUGGAUGGAAAGCCUUGAAUGUCGCACCAUCGGCUUUAUGGCUAUGCUGUCCUCCGAGGUGUCUGUCAUGCUCCUCACCUACCUGACCCUGGAGAAGUUUCUGGUCAUCGUCUUCCCACUGAGUCACCUAAGGCCGGGGAAAAAUCAAACGUUCAUCAUUUUGGCUGUGAUCUGGCUCAUAGGUAUCACAAUUGCCGCUGUGCCUCUGCUCAACGAUGAGCUCUUCGGGAACUACUAUGGACGAAACGGCGUCUGCUUCCCUCUGCACUCUGAACGUGUGGAGAAACCUACAGCAAAGGGAUAUUCCACCGGCAUAUUUCUGGGACUCAACCUAGUAGCCUUCCUCAUCAUCGUCAUCUCUUACUCCAGCAUGUUCUACUCCAUCUACAAGACGGGCAUUAAUGCCACAGACCUGCGCAGCCGGCUGCACAAGGACGUGGCAGUAGCCAACCGCUUCUUUUUCAUCGUGUUCUCCGAUGCCCUCUGCUGGAUCCCCAUAUUCCUGGUCAAAAUUCUCUCACUGCUUGAGGUGGAGAUUCCAGGAACCAUCACAUCUUGGGUGGUAAUAUUCAUCCUUCCUAUCAACAGUGCCUUGAACCCCAUCCUGUACACCCUGACUACCAGCUUCUUCCGAGAGCAGGUGGAGCUGAUGCUGUGCCAGUGGCAAAGGCGCUCCACCCUCAAAAAGGAGCGUAAGUGCUUGUCCAGCUCAGUCAUCGACACUGAAAAGUCACGACGCCCCUACUGCACACGCGACUUCGUGCCACGGACAUCCAUCUUAAACUUUAAGGGCAGUUUCAGAUGAAUAUAUAUUCUAUGAGUUCAUAAACUGAUGGAAAAGAGGUUUGGUUCCCCAAGUGGAGCUUGGAGAUGUGCUGAUACUGUGCCUUGGCUUGGUUCUGCUUGACGUCGAUUUGUAUGUUGAUCCAAGAAAUGGUCUGCACUUAUAUAGCGCUUUUUAACCUUAGCAGUUCUACAAAGCGCUUUACACUGUUUCGCAUUCACCCGUUCGCACACACACACUCACACAGCAAUGGCAGCAGAGCUACCAUGCAAGGUGCUAGCCUGCCAUUUGGAGCAAAUUGAGGUUCAGUGUCUUGCCCAAGGACAUUUCGGCAUGCGGUGUCAUGUGGUCCGGGGAUCGAACCGCCAACCCUGUGAUUAGUGGACAACCCGAGCCACAGCCGCCCAGCAGUGGAUACGUACACAUAAAACCCGAGGCAACCUCAGUACGAGCAAAGAAUGGGACUUGUACUGGACAUACCACAACUUUACUAGACAUGAAAUUCAUGUACACAAAAUAUAUUUGACAGAACUUUGAUCGUUACCAAGCAACUAGCAUCUUACCGAGUAAUUAAAUGGACGGCUUUCUCCAAAAGACAUGCAGUUAAGCUGUUUUUUUCUACUGAUACCUCAUGCAAGUUUCUCAUAAGCGUUAGGAAAAGGCUACUAUGAAAUGUAUAACUUUAUUUAAAUGUUCAUAAAAUAGCAUAACGCAUUAUGAACGCCCAGUUCAUAACGCUGACACAAAGUCACAGUUGCAGGUGUCCUAAAUCAUGCUUGUUAUUUAACAAAUAAUUGAUGUAUCAUUAUUUCAGUAUACUCAUUAUUUUGACUGAGUAACACAGUCUUAAGAGUUAUUCUCUCAACAUAUUUCGACAUAUUAUCUUGAAAUAAAUCAGUUGUUAUUCAGUUGAAAUAACGGCAUAGCACUUUUUUUUUUUUUUUACGCAGCUUGCAUGUAAUUUUUAAAGAAUAAUUUGAACAGAAUUAAUAAAGAUUUAUGUAUUGUGCAAAACUGUCACAUCCGCAUUGAUUAUGUUCCCAUUGGCCUACCAUAUUCUGACCCCGCCGCCUUUUUUUAUGCUUCAGUUUCCAUAUAUGGUCAUUGUUUCUUGUUCUCAUUACUUUGUUGCCAAGGUUGUUAAUUACUUUCACCUUCCGCUUGCUAGAACGGUCUAAUUAGUCUAUUUAAACCCUCCUGUUCCUCUUGAGUUUGUGAGGUCCUGCAUGAGCACAGCUGUAUUACUAAGCACUGGUCUUUAGGCCUGUUGCUAGUCUUUGGAUUUUUUUUCCCCCUCUUGAUACCACAGAACCAGGAGUUUGUAAGGAAGUCAUGCUGGCUGCUGGCUGCUGGCUGCUGGUUUCUGGGUUACUCUGCUGUGUCGUUGCUAAACUGGGUUGGAUUCCUGUCUGGUGGACGGACUCCAUUUUCUGCAUUAACCCUAGUAAAUGUGCUUUUAGUAGGUAUUUGCAUCUUGUGUCCUGCAACUGUCCUCUCUUACGCUGCAUGGUAAAGAGUCUAUUUAGAUAUCUUGUGUUUGUAUUAAAUAAUAAUAUAUUUAUGAAUCUGAAAAACUUUGACCCUGCCCAUAAUCUCUUAAAAGUACAACGCUGAAGAAUAUACUGUACAUUUCAGAAAUCCCUUUUAGUAACUUUGAAGCUUUUUAUUAUUAUUAUUAUUUUUCUUCCCAUUGUUCUGUAAUGUAUUUUUAUAAUGUUGAGUUACAUGGAUUUUUAUGUUGCAUGUUUUGUUGCUUAUUUAUAUAUGUAACAAGUUAUAUAUAAUUAUGUAUAUAUAAUUAUAUGUAUAUAAAUGUUAUAUAUAAUUAUGUUGUCUCGAUAAGCAAUUUUAUUCAUCCCUGUAAUGAAAUCAGCUCCAAAUACUUUUUUUUUUUUUUUUUUUUUAAUCAGUUUUUUUUUUUAUUUCAUUGCAUCUUGUUUUCUAAUAAUAUUAAAGUAUUUCUGUUACAAUAAAAUUUUAAAACAUACAUGUAUAAAUACAUCAGCUGUCAGGGUUACUGAAAAAUACCUUCAUCAGAAACGAGUUAGCAUCUGCAUUCUGCACAGGUAGUGGAGAUUGGAGUGAAGGCCCUUUCAGGGAAACACAGCAGACACUUAACUGUCAAAAAGAGUCAGUCUCCCCAGACUGUAAUGGUCUCAUUCUGCCAUGGUUUCUUGCAUUCUCCUGCAUGAGAUGUUUCAUGGGCGCUAGAAAAUUCCAUCGUACUGUUUAUUCUUGGCAACCAGGGAUGCACUCUUAGAAAAAAGGCUUCCAUCUAGCAUUCAAGGAAUGAACUGGAUGUAGUAUCUUCCUAGUGCAAGGAACAGUGUACGUGCUGGUUGGAGUCAAGCAGCUUUCUUAAGAUUCUAGGUACAAAGAGAAGAAUUAUUAAAGGAAACGUUCACAUUGAAAGACGUUAAAUGUGCUUGUAUUGAAAUGUUUGUGAUGUGCUUGAUGAUCCUGGUGCUAAUUUGUUGGUGAUGCAUUUUCAUUAUACUUGUGAGAAGUUAGCGGUUGUCUGACGUCACAAGGAUGCAUUGCUAACACAGUUACGACGGAGUUCGAUAAAAGAACGAAUUUAAACUAUCUCAAACAUAAUAUGUAACGGUCUGAUUUUAAGGUUAGCUCCUAAAUAGCGAAGAGCAAGACCUUUAAUGAUCCAUCACAGCAGUUUUGCAGUCAAGUUUGCACAAGCAUGGAUGAAAAAGCUUUUGAUAAACAUUUGAUAAGUGCUUUUAAUUCUAGGUUAAAAUCAUAGCUGUUUGCUUUUGGGUCUGACUGAGCCCUUCUUUCUUUUAAUCUUACAUCAUUUUUCCCCACCUCCCUAUUAAUCUAAUCUCUUUAUGCAGUGCCAUCAUCAGUGUCAUCGUCAUCAUCAUCAUUAUUACUAUUAUUAUUAUUAUUAUUAUUCCUACUACCACUAGUCUUUUGAAUUACAGCACUUGAUGAAAGUUUGAAUGUUUUUAAAAUGUUCUGUGUAAAUAAAUUUGGCUUGACUGUGGGUUUAAAAAGCAGGGAUGUGUCUUAUGAAUAUGGAGGACGAAAAAAUUACUUAAUUAUAAGUAAAUAAAUGAAUGCAGGAAUGAAUAAAUUAAGAAAGAAAAAAAAAUUGCCAAAAUAAAUGUUGGUUGUUGUAUGGAAAUGUAGAAAUAAAUUCAAGGCAUUCAUUUAAUUAUGCCCUUUUUCAUGACCAAAAUGAAUGAGUUAAUGUAUUUAUUCACACAUUUAUUUGUUUGUUUAUACUUCACGUACGUCAGUUUUCGUCCCCCAUUUGGGAACGAGUCAGUUCUUUGAUUCGGCUCUUUUAGUUGCCUCUUUGAUUCAGCUCUUUGAGUCGGCUCUUUGAUUCAGCUCUUUCAGUCGGCUCUUUUAGUUGC
Messenger RNA from Ictalurus furcatus (blue catfish), 6514 nucleotides. RefSeq names its product relaxin family peptide receptor 2b (gene rxfp2b). Gene Ontology annotation, cellular component: membrane. The record is from RefSeq and is a predicted model, not a curated record. Gene Ontology annotation, biological process: G protein-coupled receptor signaling pathway. Bases 888 to 3158 code for a protein of 756 amino acids. The transcript is spliced from 18 exons. NCBI's taxonomy places the organism in Eukaryota, Metazoa, Chordata, Actinopteri, Siluriformes, Ictaluridae. Gene Ontology annotation, molecular function: G protein-coupled receptor activity; protein binding.